UUGGCAUUCUUCAUCAUGAACUGCAAUACUGUGUUCUCUGUUCUGGUGCUGGUUGGAACAGUGAUCACAAUCUCAGCCAGUCAACAGUUUAGUUUACUGGCAUGCAUGGAUCUUACAGAUGGAAUAAUGAUCUCUAGUCCUUAUCAGUGCGAUAAGUUUUUCAUCUGCGGUGAUGGUUCACUUAGCGAGGAGGCCACCUGUCCGCCGGGUAUGCUAUUCAAUCCAGAUAACCAGAUUUGCGAUUUUCCGGAAAACGUUGACUGUCGUGAUGUGCCUCUUCCACCAUGGGCGGAAAGUCCAACUGAUCCAGAAGAACCAACAGUGGAGCCUACAAGCCCAAAUAAUCCCAACCAGUGUCCAUCGGAUGAUCCGGAGUAUCCUGUUUUCUUACCCGUGCUAAACGAAUGUGGUUCAUAUAUUUUGUGCUUCCAUGGAAAGGAAAUCCUGAUGUCAUGCCCAGACGAUCUCCACUGGAAUACUGAAACGAUGGUUUGUGAUGAUCCAGCCACUGCCAACUGCGAGAGUAUUGAUGAAACGUUGGGAUGUCCUUCGGAAGGUUUCGACUUUCUUCCACACCCGGACGACUGCAGAAGAUUCAUUUACUGUCGGGAUGGAUUUGCACGGUUACAGAGGUGUUUUUUUCUCAAGGUUUUUGACAACAAGCUGAAGACUUGUGUUUUUGGAACGACGUGUUAGGAGA
This is a messenger RNA of Ochlerotatus camptorhynchus, 700 nucleotides long. Its product is annotated as peritrophin-1-like. The coding region runs from base 16 to 696 and encodes 226 amino acids. Gene Ontology annotation, molecular function: chitin binding. The record is from RefSeq and is a predicted model, not a curated record. NCBI's taxonomy places the organism in Eukaryota, Metazoa, Arthropoda, Insecta, Diptera, Culicidae. The transcript has 2 exons. Gene Ontology annotation, cellular component: extracellular region.